AUGACACAGCUUUUGGAAAUCCUGCCCAAGGAACUCAAGUUUAUCUUUGAAGUGAAGAAGCAAAGCUCAUGCUCAAUACGGCUUACCAAUAAUACCCACCACAAUGUUGCUUUCAAGGUUAAAACAACUUCACCUAAGAAGUACUGUGUGCGACCAAAUGUUGGCAUUAUCGAUCCAAAAUCAACUUGUGAAUUUAUUGUCACAAUGCAAGCUCAAAAGGUGGCUCCUCCUGAUAUGGCAUGCAAAGACAAGUUCUUAAUCCAAAGCACAGUUGUUCCCAUUGGGACAACUGAAAAGGACAUCACACCUAAUAUGUUUGCCAAAGAUGGUGCCCAGCAUGUCGAAGAGGUGAAGAUGAGAGUGGCUCUCAUCAGCCCACCUGAAUCACCUGUACUGUCACCAAUUAGUGGAGUGCGUAAGCAGGGGCCUUUUUUUGAACCUUCUGUACUGAAAGAUCCUGUGCUGGACAGAGUUGAAAUUCUCACUCCACCGCAAACGGUUGCCAAGAGUGUCGAAUUCAAAAUGACCAAUGACCAUGAGGUCAAUACAGCUAAGGAUGUAGAGUUGAAGCCAAAGAAGGAUGUGAUUCAUGAUCGAGAGUCUAAGCUGUCAAAUUACACUAUGUGGCCACCAAAUACUGACGUUGUCAUUGAGAAGGAGUUGAAGCUGGAACAGGAUGAAGAGUUGAAGCAAGAUAAGGAUGCCAUUAAUGAUGAUCACUCUAAGCUAGCGGAGGAUAUGGAGUUCCCUGAACUGAAGAAUGAGGAAGUCAUAACAGUGAACGCUGUGGAGGAGCUGGAGUUGGCCAGUGAUAUUGAAGAGAUGAAAUCAAAAUUGCAUGUACUUGAAUCAAAACUAAAUGAGGCUGAGUCUACUAUUUCAAAGUUAACAGAAGAGAAGAGACGAAGCAGUCAAGAAAGGAAAAUCUUGCGAGAAGAGCUUGGGAUCAGGUAUGUUUGUCCAAGUUUUCUUGCUCCCGCUUCUGCUGCUGGGGGAUUGACUUCAGGAUUGUCUGUUUGUUGCAUGUAUACACAAAACGAGCAACAAUCGAACGGAGGGAGAUAUCUUCUAUGUAUGCCUAUCAAAGAACACAAAAGUCAUGUUACUCUUAGGUUACUGCCAAGAAAUCGCCUUUUGAAGUAA
Dovyalis caffra is the source of this 1143-nucleotide messenger RNA. NCBI's taxonomy places the organism in Eukaryota, Viridiplantae, Streptophyta, Magnoliopsida, Malpighiales, Salicaceae. The record is from the annotation of a GenBank genome assembly.